Mucor mucedo is the source of this 1135-nucleotide messenger RNA. RefSeq lists its product as uncharacterized. The coding region runs from base 299 to 1045 and encodes 248 amino acids. The transcript has a single exon. NCBI's taxonomy places the organism in Eukaryota, Fungi, Mucoromycota, Mucoromycetes, Mucorales, Mucoraceae. The record is from RefSeq and is a predicted model, not a curated record.
CAUUAUGCAAAAAAUCGUGUUUUAUUACAAGUUAGGUCGAACAAUACAAUAUAUUACUCGAUGUAGCACUGGCCUUUGCACCUAAGAGGUUUAAAGAAAGAUAGUCACCGGUUCAUCUAUUAUCAGAUCUUGAUUUGUCCCAACUAAGUGCUUAUGUGGCUCUAUACCAUAGUAGAGAUAAACCAUUUUAUCAAUUUGCAAAGGGCUAUGUUUAAAAAGCACGUCACACGCUAUAUCAUAAAGUUUCACCCCCUAGUUUCAUGCCGCGUCUUUUCUUGGUUUUUCAAAAAAAAGUGAAAUGGCAAGGUCGAAGCGUAAUUCAGAUAAAGCAAUUGAAUCUCAAGACAAUAAGCGCAUUUGCUUGGAGAACAAUGCUGAUCAAAAGACUCCAUUAGUAGCUGAACAAUCUAAGUCUGAAAAGGAAGCAGUAUCUGCGGGUGAGAUACAAAACCUUAACUAUACCAUCGAAGCAUGUGCAAACAAAGCCAUCUUCAAACCAGAGGAGAAGCCUGAAUUGUUGACAAAAGAAGAGAAUUAUAUAAAUCUGUUAACUAAGGAAAAUUUUAGCAGUAAUGAUUUAUCCGAUGAAUUUGGUAGUUGUGACGAAACCAGUGAUUACGAUGAAUACGAAUACAGUGAUUACGAUGAACGUGAGACAGUUACAGAGCGCAAAAAUAAUUCCAGGGAACCAUCAACUGACAGUGAAACUGAUUUUUUAUCGAUCAAUUCUGCAAGCUCUGGUAGCACACCAGCACCUGUUUUACCAGUUUAUCACUCUUUUGGUGUGAGUUUACAUAACCCUUAUAAGGGUAUGGACCUUACGACUGUAAUCAAACCUCCAUUCUCAAUUCAUUGGAAAAGGAAUAAUUUUACAAGUCAAACCGAAAUUCCUCCUGUUAAAACUAGAAUUGAUGCAGCAGUAUUCCAUCAAAGAGAAGCUGAUAUGUUAGCUCUUUUGAAUGGGCCAUUUAUUAUUGCGGCGCGAAGCUUGAGUGCAUCUGUCUGUUCAAAUACACCAUCGGUUCUCAAACGAGAGCAACAAUAAAACGGUUUGUUUAUCCUUAAUUUUUCUUUACAAAAAUUAUUGGCAAUAAUACAUUCAGUACUUUAAAUUAAAAGCCUUAUGAUAUUAAAU